UUGUUAGAAGUUUCUUACGUUGGAUGUUUUUGGUAGUUGCAAUUAUUACAAUGGUUAAUGUAGGAGGAAUCAAAUAUUGGGUUUACUAUUUUGGUUGUGAUGAAGCAUUGUUUUCUCACUUGGAAAUUUAGAAUGGUUAAUGUUGGAGAAAUCGAAUUUUGGGUUUUGUUUUGUCCGUUGAAAUGUUGCUUAAAUGUCUAGACUUUCUGGGAUUCGAGUCAUCUGCCUACUUUGAUUGGGUUUUCUUGGUGAAUGUUGGUUAUUUGAGGCAUUUUUGUGUUGGAAUUUGGAAAUUAAAAGAUUGGAUUUUUAUGGUUGGAAAGAAAAGACUGAAGGUCUUGUGAGGGAUUGUUGACGUUUGGUUUGAGUACAUUGUGAUUGCUUUCACCAAAGAGAAAUUUUAAACUGUAAAUAUUGGAUUUCAUGUCUUUUUUUGCCUUCUAGAAAACAGAUGGAAAAUCAGGUUCAAUAUCACCAAUAUGAGUGCCUUCUAUUUGAUCUAGACGACACCCUUUACCCUCUGAGUUCUGGAAUUUCAGUACAAAUCACUAAGAAUAUUAAAGAAUAUAUGAUUCAAAAGCUUGGCAUGGACGAAAGUGAAGUUCCCGAAUUGUGCAUUUCUUUGUACAAGGAUUAUGGGACAACAAUGGCCGGUCUUAAGGCUCAGGGCUAUAACUUCGAUUACGAUGACUUUCAUAGUUUUGUUCAUGGGAGGUUGCCCUACGAGUUGUUUACUCCUGAUCCUGUCCUGAGGGGUCUUUUACUUAGUCUGCCUAUCCGCAAAGUAAUUUUCACGAAUUCGGAUAAGAAACAUGCGGAUACUGUGCUCAAAAGGCUUGGAAUAGAGGACUGCUUUGAGUCAGUUAUAUGCUUUGAGACACUGAAUCCCACCAACAAUGCCGAUGAUUCUGUUGGUGCAGAAGAAACUGAACAUAUUGAACAACCAAAUACUGGUGCAGCGGUUCCAAAGACCCCGGUUGUCUGCAAACCAUUCGAGCUUGCAUACGAAGAAGCCUUUAAAUUUGCAAACAUCGAACCUCAAAGAACAUUAUUCUUCGAUGAUAGCAUUCGCAAUAUACAAACUGCAAAGCAGUGUGGCCUCCAUACAGUAUUGGUUGGCACCUCCCACCGCCCCAAAGGCGUGGAUUAUGCACUUGAGAGCAUCCAUAAUAUGAAGGAAGCACUGCCAGAACUCUGGGAAAUCACCACUGAGCAGUCUGAAAAUGUCCAAACUACACGAGAGAUUGCAAUUGAGCAACUGGUGGAAGCUUAGCCUACAUCUUUACUCAACCACAGAAAGGAAAAUAGCUUGCAGCAGAGCGUAGGACCUGCCAAAUGUGUUGUCUAUGAUUAUCAUGUAAUUUUUAAUUUGAAAUUGUAGAACGAUAUUGGAUGGGAAGCUUGAUUUAGGCACUUAUUUGUCUGAAUCAUGCUGGAAAGACCAGUUUAUUAUAAUAAAAUUAUAUUGACCACAGUGUCGAUACAAUUCAAUAUUCA
This is a messenger RNA of Pyrus x bretschneideri (Chinese white pear), 1497 nucleotides long. RefSeq lists its product as uncharacterized. Bases 452 to 1273 code for a protein of 273 amino acids. The record is from RefSeq and is a predicted model, not a curated record. NCBI's taxonomy places the organism in Eukaryota, Viridiplantae, Streptophyta, Magnoliopsida, Rosales, Rosaceae. The transcript is spliced from 9 exons.